This is a messenger RNA of Bolinopsis microptera, 4365 nucleotides long. RefSeq lists its product as uncharacterized. The coding region runs from base 1 to 4365 and encodes 1454 amino acids. Lineage: Eukaryota; Metazoa; Ctenophora; Tentaculata; Lobata; Bolinopsidae. Gene Ontology annotation, molecular function: zinc ion binding; nucleic acid binding. Gene Ontology annotation, biological process: DNA integration. The record is from RefSeq and is a predicted model, not a curated record. The transcript has a single exon.
AUGGCACCCCCAGAGACAGUUAGAGUAACUAGUAAUUACAAAGCCCCACCGGCAUACAGUGAGGAUCAGGACUACUGCAAUUGGAAGUUAGACCUGCAGCUGUGGCAAGAGUUCACGGGUUUAGAGAAAAAGAGACAAGGAACUGCGUUGCUCUUAGAAUUGAAACAAGGGAAGAUAAAGGAUACAGUACGAUCAUUGGGGAAAGAUGUCCUAAUUGCAGAGGAUGCAAUAGCGAAGAUUUUAAGUCAUCUUGACAAAAUCUAUUUAGAGGACUCAGCUCAAACCUGUUACCGAGUUUACGGUAAGUUUGAAAAAUAUGUGAGACCAGAAGGGUUGUCUCUACAGAGUUACAUAUCUGAGUUUGAGAAGUUGCUAGCGGAUCUCAGGAGACACAAAAUCACUCUUCCUGAAGCAGUCCUAGCCUACAGAUUCCUUAACAGUGCUAACCUUCCGUCAGAAAAAUAUGAUCUCGCUUUGGCAACUGUAAAGGAUCUUACUUAUAAAGAUAUGUGUGAAACGAUCGGGAAAAUCUUCUCCGUCCAAUCGAACCUUUCCACACCGCCUGCGUCAAUAUCAGUGAAGGUGGAACAUGAGGAAUGUAACUAUACAUACAACUCAACCCCAAGAGGUGGACGAGGAAACUACAGAAGGAUGUCAAGAGGACGUGGGAAUCAUCAUCAUCCGUAUAAUCGACAAAAGAGUGCGUAUACUGGAUGCUAUGCUUGUGGCGAUAAAAACCAUAUUGCAAGAUGGUGCACAAGCAAGAACAGAGCUUCUUCAAGUUCAACAGAUAAUGCACAGUAUUUCGCACAAGAUGGUGCUGAGAAUGUUACGGCCAUGGAAGCAGAGGGUGCAUUCUUAACAUUUAUGGUGGUGUCUGAAUCUGAAGAUGUUGUUGAAAUUCCUGAAGAGUGCCUGAUGAGUGAUACGAACCUUGGUUCUCUUGUAUAUGAGUCAUUAGCAUGUGCAGUUAUUGAUUCCGGAUGUACAAAGACAGUCGUUGGUAGGAACUGGGUGAAUCACUACAGAGAAACUCUGGAAGAAAAACAACUGAAAAUGAUGGUUAGUGAACCUUGCUCGACGCCUUUUAGAUUUGGGGAUGGACUCGAAGUCAUUUCCACAGAAAAGACUAUCAUCCCUGGGCGAAUAGGAAAGACAGAUGUUCGGAUAGAAGCAAACAUUGUUGAGAAAGAACUGCCGUUGCUUCUCAGUAAAGCAUCGUUAAAGAGAGCUGGUGCUGUGUUGGAUUUCACAAAUGAUACAAUGAGAUUCAGUGGAGAUUGUGUUGAUUUGUUUGAAACUAAAUCAAAGCACUAUUGCGUUCCUCUUUGUAAUAAAAGACGCAUGACCAUUGGGCCGCCAGAUCGAAAGACCCCACAUCUGGUGAUGACAAUCAGCGAAGAAGGUUUGUUUGGUACUGACGAAAAGGAGAUUAGGAGGAAAGUGGAAAAAAUCCACAAACAAUUCUCACACCCUCCUAGUGAUAAACUGAAAACAUUGCUGAAAACUGCAGGAUUUAAGAGACCAGAAUACAUGAAAGCAAUUGAUGAGGUAUCCAGCAGUUGUAAAAUAUGUCUGAUGUACAAGAAACCCAAGUCAAGACCAGUGGUGGGUCUCCCAAGAGGAAAGGUGUUCAACGAAUGUGUUGCAAUGGACCUUAAGAAUGUUCCUGGCACUCCUAAUGUGUAUAUCUUGCAUAUGAUUGAUUCGGUGACAAGAUAUUCAGCAGCUAGAAUAAUCUACAAUAAGAAGAAAGAGACAAUCAUCCAAGGAAUUUGCUCUGGAUGGAUAUCCAUCUUUGGAAAUCCAAAGAAAUUCAUGGCUGAUAAUGGUGGAGAGUUCGCCAAUGAGGAGUUUACUGAGAUGUGUCAAAGAUUCAAUGUGGAUGUGCAAAAUUCAGCUGCCGAGAGCCCUUGGAGCAAUGGGAUUGUAGAACGUCAUCAUAAGAUGCUGACAGAGAUGAUGGUAAAAACGAAGGAAGAUUCAAAAUGCAACUGGGAAGUUGCAUUGUGUUGGGCACUAAGUGCGAAAAACUCCAUGCAGAUGUUUGGUGGGUUUUCUGCAAAUCAGUUGACAAUGGGCCGUAACCCUUCACUUCCGAAUGUCAUCGAUGAUAGACUGCCAGCUUUAGAAGAAACAACGGUGAGUAAAACCGUGGCUGAUAAUGUUAAUGCAAUGCACAGUGCAAGGCAAGCAUUUGCAAAGUGUGAAAGUAGCAACAAGAUACGUAGAGCUCUGCAAAGCCAAGUUCGGACAAGCAAUGACGAGUAUUAUAGCAACGGUGAAAAGGUGAUGUACAAGAGAAAAGGAUCUGCAAAAUGGAGUGGGCCAGGUGUUAUACUGGGGAGAGACAUUACUCAUUUAUAUAUUUUAAAGCAUGGAAAUCAGUAUUAUAAGUGCAGUGCAUGUCAUCUAACCAGGGAUACAACAACAGGAUAUCCCAUUACCUCAGAGUCAGUUGUUGGGCAACCUAACCCGAGUAUUGUAUCAAGUUCACCAAAAUCCCCAUUAGAGACGCAGAGAAAUUUCCUAGAGGAUCAACCAUCUUGCUCUAUGGAAACAGCAGUUUCUGUACCGGAAACAGAAACACUGCCUCAAAGUGAGACAACAGCAACAAUCAGACCUCAGCACAAAUCAGGACUUCCUAAAGCAAGAAGUCACGUGGAGUUUCUUCCAAAGUAUCCAGAGGAGGAUGGUGAGAUCUGGCAUAAAGCUUAUAUCCAUAGCCGUGCGGGGAAAUCAACUGGCAGUUACAAAAACUGUGUAAAUAUUCAACUUGAUGGUGAGGAGAGCAUCCAAUGUGUGGAUUGGUAUGAGCUUGCUGUGAAUUGGAGAGAUGACCUGUCACCAGAAACAGAAGAAGAGGUGUUGCUGUCCAGUGUGAGUAUGUAUGACCAAGCAGUUGUAGAUGCCAAGCUAGCAGAGCUUGAGAAGUUCAAAGUAAACAAGGUUUACGUGGAAGUUGAUGCAAACGAACAGUCCAAUGUUGGUGUUCGCUGGGUUAUUACAAAGAAAGCAGAAGGUUCUGUUAAAGCUCGUUUAGUGGCACUUGGUUAUCAAGAAAAUAGAAGCAACAUACGAAAGGACUCCCCAACAUGUAACAGGGACUCUAUAAGACUGCUCCUUACAAUAGUUGCAACAGAAAGUUGGAAGUUACAACACAUCGAUGUUCAGGCUGCCUUCUUGCAAGGCAAGAAGAUUUCAAGAGAUGUCUUCAUUAUUCCUCCGAAGGAAGCUGAAACGAGGAAAAUCUGGAAACUGAACAAAUGUAUUUACGGGUUAGUAGACGGACCUAGAAUGUGGUAUGUUGAGCUUCGUGAUACUCUAGUGAAGUUAAAUGUUGUGGUAUCGUCAUAUGAUGAGUCAUUCAUGUUCUGGUAUGAUGAAGGAAAACUCGAGGGUAUCAUUGCUGUGCAUGUUGACGAUCUGAUGUUCAGUGGAAGCAAGAAGUUUGAAAGGGAAGUUAUUGGGGAACUGAAGAAGAAGUUUCGUCUAAGUACGGAGGUCGAAGUUGAAUUUGCUUAUACUGGUCUUGAUGUAAAGCAAACACAAUCUGGAAUUCUGGUAUCACAACUGGGGUAUGCAGACCAGAUUUCAAGAAUAGAGAUCGACCCCACCCGAGUGAAUCGAAAUACGCUCCCAAUCAACGAGAAAGAAAAGCAACAACUGAGAACUGUGUGCGGACAGUUGUUGUGGGUAUCAACACAGACACGGCCAGAUGUAGCUUAUGCUACAUGUUUUGCUAGUAAUUCUGUGACUGAAGGGACCAUCACAGAUUUGAAAAUGGUAAACAAAACAGUAAAGUUCUUAGAAAAGAAUCCUCUAACACUCAGGUUUAAGAAACUACUGUUGCCUGAGUCAGUCUUAGUGGUUUUCUGUGAUGCAUCGUAUGGAAACUUGAAGGAUGGAAGCUCUCAGGGAGGCUUCAUAAUUUUCCUUGUUUCGCUUACAGGAAAAUCUUGCCCCAUUACAUGGCAGAGUAGAAAAAUCCGGAGAGUAUGUAAAAGUACUUUAGCAGCGGAGAGUUGGGCAAUGAUCGAAGCAGUGGAAACAUGUGAGUUGAUCCAAGCUCAGCUGAGUGAGAUCAUGUUAUCUGGAAAACUUGAUGUCAUUGUAAUGACUGAUUGCAAGUCUCUACAUGAUGCUAUCCAAACCUCGAAAAAUGUUGAUGACAAGGGAUUGAGGAUACCAAUAGCUUGCCUGAGACAGCGAGUGAACAAUAGUGAAAUGACAGUUUGUUGGAUUUCAACAAAGAAACAGCUUGCAGAUUGUUUGACUAAAGCUGGAGCUCCAACUUCACUGCUACGGGAGGUAUUGUCGUCAGGAGAAUUUGACAAUGAACUGUUUAGAAUUGUAUUCCAAUAA